AUGGCCGGUUGUGAUGUCAUAGGUGGCUGUCCUAGCGAUUACGUCGCCCUUUCCGUCGCUAUCCUCUCAUUCGUCUUCCUUUUUCUGAGGUCGACUUUACCCUUUUUGAUUCACAAGGUUCCUCGACCUAAAGGAAGUAGUUUUUGGAUCCCGGCAAUUCAAAUCAUAGCAAGCUUCAAUCUUUUGCUGUCACUUGCGAUGUCUCUUAAUGUUGUGAGGUUUCACAGGAGACACUGGUGGCAAUCCUGCUAUCUCUGGGGAGUUUGGGUUAACGGUCCACUAGGAUUUGGGUUGCUAUUGAGUUGUCGGAUUAUACAAGCUACCCACUUGUAUUCCGUUUUUGUCAAAAGGCGUCUCUUUCCUAUAAGAUCGUAUAUUAGUCUUCCACUUGCUCUUCUGCCCUGGGUUGCCUGGGCUGCACUUCUUCACAUGGAGCAGCCUCUAAAUAAUCGCUGCCACAUGGGGACUCGAUGGGCUGUUCCCUAUGUAUGCUUCCCUGUGUUCUAUAUUGCUGCUUUGAUUGGUAUUACUGGAGCCAUUCAUCAUAUUGAGUUCAGAUUCGAUGAGCUCAAGGACCUUUGGAGGGCAAUACUCGUAACUGUAUUUUCUAUUGGUGUAUGGGUGGUUGCUUAUGUUUUAAAUGAGACACACGAGGAGGUCAUGUGGCUUCAAGUCACCACCAGAUGUGUGCUUUUAGUUGUGGCAAGUAGUCUCGUGGUGGCUUUCUUCUCAAUUUCGUUCUCUCAACCUCUGGUCUCGGUUAUGAGCUUAAACAAGAAAGAAAGUUUCGAAUUAAAGACGAUGGGUCAAGCUCUUGGAAUACCUGAUAGUGCGCAUUUAUCACAUAAUGAUCCAACUCUUGAUGUCGAUCCAAAUGAACCCUUGGAUAAACUUCUGUUGAACAAAAGAUUCCGCUGUUCCUUCAUGGAAUUUGCUGACAGUUGUUUGGCUGGGGAAAGCGUGCAUUUUUACAAUGAAGUAGAACAACUUGAAAGGAUACCCGUAAAUGAUCCUGUUAAAAGAAUUUACAUGGCACGGCACAUUAUCGAGAAGUAUAUAAACACAGGUGCACCGAUGGAGGUAAAUAUAUCUCACAGAACCCGACAAGAAAUUCUCACAACUCUUGAUCUUGCACACCCACAUCUCUUCAAAAAUGCAGUCAAUGAGUUGCUGCAGUUGAUGAACAUGAACUUGGCAAAAGAUUACUGGUCAUCCAUGUUCUUUUUGAAGUUCAAAGAAGAAGCUGCUAUGAGAAGUGUCGAUCAUGAACUUGAACAAGUAAAUGGUUGGAAUUUUUCUCCAAGAUUGAGCUCCGUUCAUUGUCCCGACGAUCCGUUCUACCAAGAUCACAUGCCUACCCUCGAUGCUCGUGGUCCACACCUACACUAA
Messenger RNA from Cynara cardunculus var. scolymus (artichoke), 1389 nucleotides. RefSeq names its product regulator of G-protein signaling 1. The coding region runs from base 1 to 1389 and encodes 462 amino acids. The transcript is spliced from 11 exons. The record is from RefSeq and is a predicted model, not a curated record. NCBI's taxonomy places the organism in Eukaryota, Viridiplantae, Streptophyta, Magnoliopsida, Asterales, Asteraceae.